Molecule: messenger RNA, 1527 nt
Organism: Tripterygium wilfordii
Lineage: Eukaryota; Viridiplantae; Streptophyta; Magnoliopsida; Celastrales; Celastraceae
Exons: 2
Coding region: 136-486 (116 amino acids)
Source: RefSeq, a predicted model, not a curated record
UUCACGAAAUCCACACCAACGAAAAGACAGAAUGUCUCCGCGUAAAACCCGUUUCUUGUAGUCAAAACCCUUUUGAUAUUGAUUUCUGCAAUUGGGUUUUUUUUUCACUCUUCUUUGAGAUUCUCUGUUUCUGCCAUGGGCACCCUCACAAGUUGCAGUUUUGGAGCCGUGAGUUUCAGAUUCCGUACUGGUCCUGGCAUUGUCGUCAAUGGUCGGAGAACUCGAUCAUUGGUUGAGAACAGGAAGUGGAGGAAGAGCAACUCGUGUUUUCUGUGCAAAGAAAUCUCCAGGAGGGCGGUCUCUUAUAGAAAUUCUGUCAGGUUAAGAUGCUCUAGCGGUAGUAAUAAAAAUAAUGAAGAGGAGGGUGAAAAAAUAGCCAAGGAUUCGAGUGUGGCUACGACCGAACUACAGGAAAAGCCCGAGUUGCGAAACAGGGAUGAGUUUACUUCAAAUAAGGAACCUCCUUCAGUUCCUUCCCGGGUGUAGUCUAGUUCAUGUCAGCCGUGGGAGAGAUGGAGCAUGGUAUGAAGCGGCAUUUGCUAGGAGUACAAGGUUCACCUUGUGUGAUACGAGAGCAUCGUGAAUAACUGAAUACAAUGAGGUGCCACCAAACAAUAUUGUGUUACCGUCAUCAUCCAUAUAUGCCAUUUGUAAAUUAGUCCCGGUUCCCCUCAGCCCUUUUGCUCCAAUUUUGAACUAGACGAGGAAAAGCGCUUAAUAUGCUCAUUGAACAUGCGUCGCACGUUGGAAACUUAGUUGCUGCUAAGCAAUUACGGCAACGCAUUUUCCAUACUGGUUUCAAUUACAACAGUCGGAGAACACAGUGAGUACCCAUUGGAAAAGAUGAGGGUGGACCGCGAGUACAUGAAGUCAUUUGCUGACCAAUGGUUUUGAAGGGGCAACAACAAUACACAUUGGUGUGGUCAUAGAUUGUGUUUGGCGCUCGGGGUUCAAAAAGGUAGACUUUGGGUGGGGAAAGCCGAUUUGUAGUGGACCCACCAUUAUAGUGUGGAAGGAAGCUUUUUCAUACCGUUCAGGAACAAGAAAAUUUUUGGUUCAAAUCCGCUUGCCACGGCGCCACCAUCUGCUAUGGAAAGGUUCAAGAAGGAGCCUCACAGGAUGCGGAACCAACUUUUCAACGUCAAAUCUGCACUAUAAUAGGAGAGAAUUCUGCUAAAUUAAUUCAAUCAUGUUGGUUCAUUUCAGAGGACUACAGAGAACCAUGCUUUGAACGACGUGACUGAACCUCGAAAUCUUAAAGCUGUUUUUGUCGGCUAUUCUCCUUCUUGUGCUGAUGCUGCUUUGGAUGGGAUGAGCUUGAAAGGAGCUAGCAAUGAGUCCAGUAACCCCAUAUCAAUUAUGUUCGUCAUUGAUAUUUGCUUAUGCUGCUUCUCACUAAAAAAAAUGAUUUUUUUCGUUGUUCUGUAAGGAAGGUGUACUGAUUCGUUGCGCUGGACUAUAAAUUAUAAUUCAUGAUUUUUCAUAAUGGAGCCCAGAAGAACACUUGAACUAGAGGAGCACGGAGUC